AUGACGCGUUCGAGCCAAAGGGUUCUACGCGCCUUUGGCCGCAUGGGCUUGAGGUGCAAUGUAUAUCGCUUGAGGGAGAUUUUCAGUGCGGGGUGCUACGAGUACGUCGGAGAGGGCACUGGCGCCCGAUGCCACAACGGCCAGUCACGCGACUUCUCUCGUGACCCCGAUUUCACCCACUGGUCGUCUCCACCUCAUCGGAUCAGCACCCCAGUUGCCAGUGCCGACGGAAAUGUGCAGAUCGACCAGCUGGGUGGCCAGACUGCGUCCCACACAGCCAGGGCGUGGACGCACGGUCGCGAGCUCAGCACCACGGAGGACCACGGCGCGAAGACCAGGCGUUUCAUGAUAGGCGAGAUGCAGAGGUGCCCGUCGGCGCACGCCGGCGGGAGCAGGGGCAGGGCCCAGGCCCGGCAGCGCUGGGAUAGUCCCGGGGCGCGGGGCGGCAUGGCCGCGGAGGGCGAGCGGGCGCGGCCGGGGCCUCGCGUAGACGCGCGCCGCCGGUGGGCCAAAUGCGACGGGGGCCUCGACAUCGACGGGCUCUGGCAUGCCAUAUUGGCAGCAUUCUUGUUCCAGUUUUACACAUCUGGCGAAGACCCGUGGUCCGUGAUGGCGCAGCACAGCGCGUUCGUUGGCCACCGCAGCAGCACGCCGCCCCUCAGCUAUAACCCGCAGAAGCUGGCCACAGAGAUCGAGAGCAUCCAGGCAGAGAAGCGCGAGUUGGAGGGCAAGCGCGAGCAGAGCAAGGCCACGGAGAAGGAGCUGCAGGCCCUCAUCGACAACCUCUUGGCCAGGCCAGCAGUCGUCCACCGUGGCAUGCCGCUUGACCAGGCUGCACUAGACCGAGCCAUGGAAGUCGCCGAGCUGUUCAUGGAUGUGAGCGGUGAUCUUGCGGGAGCUGACAUUGACGGCCCGGUUGCCGAGAGCCCCGUCGUGCCCUGCCCAAUCGAUGGUGACGAGCACCCCCCUGAUGCAGGUGCCGGCGAGAUUGGAGAGCUGCCCGCUGCUCCACUUCAGGAGCCCGGUAGUGGCGCUGGCCCCUCGGCCUUGCCAGCGCUGCCCGCGCCAGGCGCCGCGCCUCCUGACGUAGGCAUGCGGUUCGGGUUGCCUCACAACCUGGGCGCGCUCGAGGCGUUCGACGCGCUCGAGGUGCUGCUUCUCGCCCGGAGCCUGCAAUCUGCGAGCCCCGUCCAGAGGCAGGGGAUGUCGGAUGGGGCGAGGAGGGCGAGGGACGCCCUGGCGGAGAGCCCCCACAGCAUGCUUUGGAUCAACGAGCUGGGGCGGAUCUACGCCGACGAGGCGCAAUGGGACAAGUGCGAGAUCGCCUUGCUCCGGGGCUGGAAACGCGCGGGCGAGAUCGAGGACCCAGGCGUGCGGCUCUGCUUCCUGCUGAAGCUGUGCGAGGUCUCGUAUUACCUGCGGAAGCACAAGCAGGCCAUGGCUGUGCUCAAGGACAUAGACGAGCCGGAGGCACCGGAUGAGUUCCAGGCCUAUCUGCUACUGGCUUGCCGUGUGCAUGCCUGCAAUAACGACCUGGAGGGUGCGAUGAGAUUCUUCUCGAGGGCCAUUGAGAGGGAAACUUUUCAGAGCUCGUUGAAGGUGCUCGCGCUGACGAUGUUCGAUCUGCAAAAGGCGGGAGCUUACGAGCCGGCGAAGCAUGCAGUGGAGAGCAUGGCCGGCUCUUGCGACAAAGACCAGCUGCGGAUAUUCGACGACGCCCUCGAGCAGAGGGAGCGCCCCGGUGCAAAAAUAGACCGGCUGUUCAUGUACGCCCUCAUGGGCGCCAAAGUUUUCGCGAUUCUCUGCGUGGUCUUCCUGCUGUACCAGUGGGAACAGAGCAGCCUGGAAAGGCGCAUCCCGCUGCUGGCCCAGUCCGACUGGGACCUCAGCGGCCAGUUGCUGCCGUCAGUUCCCACGGCGUGGGGAGACAUCUGGCGCGGGACCACGCUUGAGCUCAUGGGCAGCGCCACACGACAGUCAGGGGUGGCUGGCCACUUCGGCCUCGCAGGGUUCGCCGGCUCUGGUAUCGAAUACCCGACGUCCUGCCUCAGCGUGUUGCAGGCUGAUCGCAAGCUACACUCCGUGGCGUUCUGCAACUACUUCGGCGUAGGCGUCGACGCCAGAAUCGCCAGCCGCUUCGACCAGAUGCGCCGCUGCUUCCCGCGCCGGUUCAAGAACAGAACGCUGAACAAGGUGCACUACUUCUGGGUCGGUGCCAUCGAAUUCUUCGCAAGCCUGCGGAACUCCUGCACCCAGCUCAGCAAGGAGGUGGCGUUGAGAUGCGACGGCAUGGACUACGAGCUCGGCCGCCACGUGAAGGGCAUCAUCUUCUCCAACAUUAACUCCUACGGAGGUGGCUCUAAGCUCACCGCGCAGUGUUGCCACCAGGAUGGCAAGUUGGACGUGGUUCUCAUCAGAGGGCCAUUUGGUGGCGUCCCGCAUUUGGCGUUGGUGAAGCUUGGGUUGGCGCGAGGCCACAAACUCUGCCAGGCCAAGACGGUGGAGCUCACGAACAGGACGGCGAUGCCCAUCCAGGUGGACGGCGAGCCCUGGGAGCAGCCCCCCUCCCGCAUCGAGGUCACACCGAGCUUCACGAAAGCAUCGAUGCUGCAGCGCAGUGACAGCGAGCGGGAGGGCUGUAUCGUAGAGCGGUCAGAUUUCUGA
Molecule: messenger RNA, 2664 nt
Organism: Prorocentrum cordatum
Lineage: Eukaryota; Dinophyceae; Prorocentrales; Prorocentraceae
Source: the annotation of a GenBank genome assembly